Molecule: messenger RNA, 6001 nt
Organism: Sphaeramia orbicularis (orbiculate cardinalfish)
Lineage: Eukaryota; Metazoa; Chordata; Actinopteri; Kurtiformes; Apogonidae
Gene: magi1b
Product: membrane associated guanylate kinase, WW and PDZ domain containing 1b
Biological process (GO): signal transduction
Cellular component (GO): cytoplasm; cell-cell junction
Molecular function (GO): protein binding
Source: RefSeq, a predicted model, not a curated record
UCUCCAGCGGAGCAGAGUGGGAAUGAGCCACGGAUAAGUAGCCCACGGCAGACCCAAGUACCUGGACUAAGGAGACGGUAACGGACACUACUGCCGGUAAAGUCAGCGUGGACAUACGGAGAGAGCUGGGGUUCCGUGGAAAAAAGAAAGAAAAGCUGUAAAAAGUGACUUGAAAGCAUUUAUGAGUGGAAGCGACACGCGAGUGGGACCGAAGCAGAUGUAAGAUGACAUCGAUAAAGGAGGAUUAAACUGCGUGGAUUUGAAGAAAAUGUCCAAAACAACAUCUGUAAGGAGUAAGGAGACACUUAGAACAGGAAUGGCUUGAUUUUUUUUAACCCACUGGAGACCGUGGGACAGCUCUGCCACUCAUGUUCCUGUGGAAGAGACGCAAAGUUUGAAGUCCACUUUUUUUUUUUUUUUUUUUUUUUUUUUGUGCUGCCAUAACUGUUUGUCAGAGCCAAACAUAAGAGGCUCACCAUGUCCAAACCCGUGGUGAAGAAAAACCACUGGACCUCCAGAGUCAAUGAGUGUGUAGUGGGUAAAGAUGCCCACGGUGACCUGAAUGUGCCACUGAGAGGAGGAGCGGAAAACGGGGAGUUCGCCUACAUAGGACCGGUGAACGACGAUGGAGUGGUUUGUAAAAAUGGAAAAUUAAAUGAAGGGGAACUGCUGCUGGAGGUGGAGAACCUGUCCAUUUCAGGAUUACCCCUGUAUGAUGUGUUCACGGUCAUCAAGAACUGCAAAGGACCAGUCAGGCUGAAAACUGUCAGACAAGGAAACAAGCUGAACAAGGACUUGAAACACUACCUAAGCCAGCGCUUCCAGAAGUCCUCGCCGGACCACGAACUGCAGCAGACCAUCCGAGACAACCUCUACCGCCACGCUGUGCCUUGUACAACCCGCUCCCCACGUGAAGGAGAAGUUCCUGGCGUGGACUACAGUUUCCUCUCAGUGGAGGACUUCCUGGAGUUGGAGAAGAGUGGAACCCUGUUGGAAAUAGGAACAUAUGAAGGUAACUAUUAUGGGACGCCAAAGCCACCGGUGCAGCCCCCCGGUGGGAAAGUGAUUAGCAGUAGUGGUAGCGGCGGUGAUGCCCCACUGCCAGACGGGCUCAGCGGUAGCCUGCCGGGCUCGCAGCACUCCACUCCCCGACGCACCAAGUCCUACAAUGACAUGCACAAUGCUGGAAUAGGGCCUGGAGAGCAGCAGCAGGAGGACGACGAGGACCUCCCUGACAUGAACAGUAGCUUUACAGGAGACUCAAGUGAAUUAGACGAGAUUCAUCACUCGGUGCGACCCUUUGCCCCCCGCCAGAGUGACCCGUCCUACGCUGGGACGACCCCCUCACCAACGGCCACCACGGAGAGCACACAGCAGACACACCCUCACCUGAGCCAUCCUCCCCCAGAGGACCCACUGGGACCUCUGCCGGAUAACUGGGAGAUGGCCUACACCGAGAAUGGAGAGGUCUACUUCAUAGACCACAAUACAAAGACCACGUCGUGGAUAGACCCUCGGUGCCUGGAUAAGCCUCAGAAACCCCUGGAGGAAUGUGAAGACGACGAAGGGGUACAUACAGAGGAGCUGGACAAUGAUUUAGAACUUCCGCCAGGAUGGGAAAAAAUAGACGAUCCAGUGUAUGGGGUCUACUAUGUUGAUCAUAUCAACAGGAAGACCCAGUAUGAGAAUCCAGUGCUGGAGGCUAAGAGGCGCAGGCAGCUGGAGCAACAGCAGCCUCAACAGCCUCAGCCCCAAAGCCAGCAGCCGCCCGAAGAAUGGAUUGAAGAUUCGACGUUGGCAGGGGCUCCGCUGGCUAGCUAUGCUGCCAACCACCAGGAGACCUACAGGGACCCUCAGACAGCCCCUACGGUGCCCAAUGCAAUGGGACAAAAACGAGGGAAGCCUUUCUUUACUCGGAACCGAUCUGAACUCAAGGGGACUUUCAUCAAUACCAAGCUGAAAAAGAGUCGCAGAGGGUUUGGUUUCACCGUUGUGGGAGGAGACGAGCCAGACGAGUUCCUGCAGAUAAAGAGUCUGGUUUUGGAUGGGCCUGCAGCACUGGACGGCAAGAUGGAGACAGGUGACGUGAUAGUGAGCGUCAACGACAUAUGCGUGUUAGGCUACACCCACGCCCAAGUCGUGAAGAUUUUCCAGUCUAUCCCAAUUGGCUCCAUGGUCAACCUGGAGCUGUGCCGUGGCUACCCACUGCCUUUUGACCCAGAUGACCCAAACACCAGCCUGGUUACCUCAGUGGCCAUUCUUGACAACAAAGAGCCCAUAAUCGUCAAUGGCCAGGAGGCCUCCAAUAGCUAUGACUCGCCGUCCAGCCACGGCAGUCAGAAUAACAACAACGGCUCAGCCAACGGCGCUGCACCGCUCAACGGCAUCCCCCGACCCCACAGCCCCUCGACAGAGGUGGCCUCCGACACCUCGUCACAGCACGGCUACAGCGAUGUGGUCACCCUGGCGUCUUCCAUCGCCACACAGCCGGAGCUCAUCACUGUACACAUGGAGAAAGGAGACAAGGGCUUCGGCUUCACCAUCGCCGACAGUCCUGGAGGUGGAGGGCAGAGAGUGAAGCAGAUCGUGGACUACCCUCGAUGCCGUGGUCUCAAGGAGGGUGACAUCAUUGUAGAAGUCAACAAGAGAAACGUGCAGACCAUGUCUCACAACCAGGUGGUUGAUCUGCUCAGCAAGUGUCCCAAAGGCAGUGAGGUCACCAUGUUGGUGCAACGAGGGGUGGCACCUGCAAAGAAGAGCCCCAAACUGGAUGAUUUUGCGCUGGCUCCUCCGUACAGAGAUUACACUAGGAGGCAGUUGUCAAGAAAGGACAGUCAGAACAGUUCGCAGCAUAGUGUCUCCAGCCACCGGAGCGCCCACACAGAUUCGCCUGUGCACUCGUCCCUGGCACCCCCCCUCAGCGAGAGCUCCGCCCCCCCGCCCCCCUCUCAGCCCCUACCAGGCCUGCCGCCCCAGGACUCCCCAGCAGACGGGACCAUCCAGAGAAAACCGGACCCCUUUAAAAUCUGGGCCCAGUCCAGGAGCAUGUAUGAAAGUAGGCUUCCAGACUUCCAGGAGCAGGACAUCUUCCUGUGGAGGAAGGACACAGGGUUCGGUUUCAGGAUCCUUGGAGGCAAUGAGCCAGGAGAGCCAAUUUACAUCGGCCACAUAGUUAAAUACGGAGCGGCAGACGAGGACGGACGCCUGCGCUCUGGUGAUGAACUGAUAUGCGUAGAUGGCACGGCGGUGGUGGGAAAAUCACACCAACUGGUGGUGCAACUGAUGCAGCAGGCGGCCAAGCAGGGCCACGUCAACCUCACUGUACGACGCAAAACCAGCUACGCAGUUAAAGCAGAGGGAGAUGUGCCUCCAUCACCUGCAUCCUCCCAUCACAGCAGCACCCAAGCGCCCAGCCUGACAGAGGAGAUCGGGAAGCGAACUCCGCAGGGCAGCCAGAACUCCCUCAACACCGUCAGCUCUGGCAGCGGCUCCACCUCCGGCAUCGGCAGCGGUGGAGGGGGCGGAGGCACGGGUGGUAGCGCCAACACUGUGGUUCCUGUAGCAGCUGUCACCACCUCCUCUCAACCCCCCAACCCCGCCGCCGCUGCCCCAUCCUCGACCUUACAACCCUACGACGUGGAAAUCCGCCGUGGCGAGAAUGAGGGAUUCGGGUUCGUCAUCGUUUCAUCGGUGUCGCGGCCUGAAGCUGGCACCACCUUCGCUGGAAAUGCAUGUGUGGCCAUGCCCCACAAAAUAGGGCGUAUCAUCGAGGGGAGCCCGGCGGAUCGAUGCGGGAAACUGAAAGUCGGAGAUCGCAUCCUGGCUGUUAACAGCUGUUCCAUCACCAACAAGUCCCACUCAGACAUCGUCAAUCUCAUCAAGGAGGCCGGGAACACCGUCACGCUACGCAUCAUUCCUGGAGACGAGUCUUCAAAUGCGUCUUUGUUGACUAAUGCAGAGAAGAUUGCAACUAUAACCACCACUCACACACCUCAGCAACAGGCAGCACCUGAGGCCAGGAACAACAAACCAAAACAGGAAUCGUUCGAGUUCAGCCCACAAGCUCCUCCUCCGCAGCCUCCGACACAAGUCUCAGCUCAGGAUGCUGAGUUCUACUCUGUGGACCUGGAGCGAGACAACAAAGGCUUUGGCUUCAGCCUGAGGGGAGGGAGAGAAUACAACAUGGACCUGUACGUGCUGAGGCUAGCCGAGGAGGGAGCAGCCGUUCGCAAUGGAAAGAUGAGGGUCGGCGAUGAGAUCUUGGAGAUCAACGGCGAGAGCACCAAGGGCAUGAAGCACGCGCGAGCCAUCGAGCUCAUCAAGAGUGGAGGCCGACGCGUCCAUCUGGUGCUCAAGAGGGGUGACGGCUCGGUGCCUGAAUAUGGUGGGUCAAUCUACGAAAACAUUCCCUUCUCCCCCAUCUUCACGCCCUGAGCUGCUAAGACGCCCAGUGGACGGUGGUGGGUCAAGGGGGAAUACGGGGCAAAGAACUAAAUUACCCUCCCGGGACCCUUCACCCAUCCCUGGGGGAAGCUCACCAGGGAGGGAAGGGGUUCAGUCUUGGGUGUCUUUCUGGUGGAGGUCACUUCCGAGCUUUGGAUUUUAGUGGAGCAGGGGUUGAGGUUGCUCCUUUGGGUGCUGUCGGGCCUCUUCUGCUCUCACCUGCUCUCAGAUUCUUUGUCAUCCCGCUGUCACUUUUCACCUUCUGGCCACUGAGCAAAAGCACUCUGCUGGGACUUUUACACAGACGUGGUGGGUGGAAUUUCAGUGCUACAUAAAACCAGAAACUGUUUACAGGGUUUGAUGAACAGAGUAGUGAAAAAGUCAGUGUUUCUUGUGGAUAAGAAGUAUUGUUAAUGGCUCUAAUUUAGUAUUAAACAAAGAAAAAAACUUGAUCCAGUGCGUCCCGUGAUAAAAUGGACUUACUUUUGAAAAUAUGAGCAUCUCGCAACUUUGGUUAAGACAUGUCACAAACAUAUUUAUGAUAUUUAUUGAAGGUGAAUGUAAGCUACUGAACUGUAAGGGUUUUAAGUGAGAACUGAACUGAGAAGAAAAGGCAGUCUUAUGCUUUUUUUUUUUUUUUUUUUUUUUUUGGUAUUUCUGAGAAAAUCUCACUAUACUGUGCUUGACAUUACUCACUAAUCCAUGGAUUUAUUUGCACCCACUGUUAAUGUCAAUGAAAAGCUGUGACCAUAGGAACUCCACCCAUCCCAAUACGAAAACAAAUGAAUCGCUCCAAUUAUAUAGACAUUUUGUACAGUGAUUUAAAAAAAGAGGCAUUUUUACAAGUAUUUUUGUUCUGUGUACAGAGCCAUGAAUCGAAGCCACAUAUUAAUGGAUAAAAGUCUAUUGCUGCAUGACAUGUCAAAAUGUAAAUUGGAUUUUUUUUUUUCUUUUUACUGUCUAUUUUCCAUAAUAUUUAUGGAACAUUUCUCUUUAUUUUUUAAUUGUAUUGACCAGUUUUACUCAAUAGUCACGAGUCAUCAUAUGUUUUUUUGUUUAUUUUUGUUACUGUUUUUUUUUGAGUGGAGAUACAUUUGCCUGUCUUGAGAAGCUCAUCAGUGUAAUUUUAUUUGCGCUAAGAAUGUGCUGUCUUAACCUGCACCGAUAUGACAUCAUGUGAACUUGUAUAUUUUGAUCAUUGUUUGUAUUUUUUUUAGUUGGCAUGACAUUUGACAGUCUUGCCGGUUUUUCUUUUGCUUUCUGUCAGCAAUGUAAAACUGCUUCAUAAGCCGUGGUUGUGGGUGUAUGAGUCUCACUGUCUUAUUUUUUGGGUUUGGAUUUCUGCUGCUUUUGUGUUCACAUGUAGACGUGUGUAUGUGUGUGUGUAUGCGUGAGUGUGUAUGUGUGUGUGUGUGUGUGUGUGUGAUUCCAGGUCUUUUCUCUGUAACUGAUGGUUUCCACUGAAGGGUUGGGGCAAUUUCCUGGACUGUCUCCUUAUUCUGAAUGACUCAAUGAUCAAAUAAACACUUUUUUUUCAUUGAAAAAUCAACACCGACAA